AUGAAGAAGGAGGAAAAGUAUAGGAAAUGGGUGGAGGAUCACGAGGAUGUUUUACUGUCUGGAAAGAAGAGGAUCAAACUUCCAAUGCAUCCACUGGUGUAUGAAGCUGUUUGGAUGUGGUUUAAGCAGCAUCGGAUUGCAGGAUUUCCUAUAACUGGCCCAAUACUCCAGAUCCAGGCACUAAAUUUUUGGAAAUUGUUUGGGGCUACUGCAGAAUUCAAGGCGAGUCCAGGGUGGUUGGAAAAGUGGAAAGUUCGACAUGGUAUAAAGCGUGUGAUACUUAGUGGGGAAAAAGUGUCUGCUGAUGAAGCUGGUGCAGCAGUAUACAAGGAGAAGUUUGCCAAAAUCGUGCCUAGAACAUCAUUAAAUUCUGCCAGUGUCACUGCUGCAGCAGGAUUCAAAGUCCAAAAGGAGAGACUCACUGUGAUGGCCUGCUGCAAUGCCUCUGGUACAUUUAAACUACCUCUGGUGGUAAUUGGCAAAUAUGCCAAGUUUCGUGCUCUCAAGAACUUGAGCACACUUCCAGUAAUCUACAAGAACCAGAAAAGCGCCUGGAUGAGUGCCUUUUUGUUUGAGGACUGGUUCAAGACUCAAUUUGUGCCUGAAGUGGAGAAGUUCUUGGCAUCCAAGGGGUUACCACCAAAAGCAAUCCUGUUCGUGGAUAACUGUUCAGCACAUCCUCCUAAAGUAGCUGUCAAUGAGAUCAGAGUGGAAUUUCUACCACCUAACACGACUCCAUUGAUUCAGCCCAUGGACCAGGGGUGCCUCCAAAAUAUUAAAAGUUUGUAUAAGAUCAGACUGAAGGCAUUUUAUCAUGGAGCAAUUUAA
Messenger RNA from Diachasma alloeum, 828 nucleotides. Its product is annotated as tigger transposable element-derived protein 2-like. Gene Ontology annotation, cellular component: nucleus. Lineage: Eukaryota; Metazoa; Arthropoda; Insecta; Hymenoptera; Braconidae. Bases 1 to 828 code for a protein of 275 amino acids. The transcript is spliced from 2 exons. The record is from RefSeq and is a predicted model, not a curated record. Gene Ontology annotation, molecular function: DNA binding.